AUGACCUCCCCAUCCAGUCCACGCAAAACCGGAAAUAUCCUGACCAAGUUUGUGGGAUCAGUACGCAGGAAGACUCCCAAAACAGAGCCAAACGUUUCUGAGCUCGAGAGUAGCCCGGAUGAUCAGGACGCAAAACCGUCCACAGAAGUACAGCUAUUAGAAUGUCCCAAAGAACAGGUCUACAAUGGAAGCUCUCAGUCAGGCUCACGGAAACUUCGGCGUGCAUACUCGUACAUUGAGAUCCCAAAGAAGAACCAAGAGUCGCCAAUUUCAUUUGGCUCAAUCAGGUCCAUGGGUCGUAAAGUCAGAUAUGGCAUGUCUUCUGUUGGUCGUAAAGAAGACUUAGGUGCAUCCAAGGCGGAUGUUCCCCAUUCUUCGCCAUUGAACGUUCCUGCACCCACCGUGGAUACCAAAAUCCCCGACUCGGACAUUGGUGAUCUUGUCCCCUGUAGCCCCGGCUCAGAAAACAGUGAGCGCCGCGAUCACGGGUUUCAAGCUCAUAUGGAAGAAGAUGCUCCUUUGUCGUUGAACAGGGCAAUGUUGACGGCCAAACGUUCUCGGCUACCGGUUCUGAACAUUACCAAGGACGGUUCACCAAAACGUUUCGCAGCCGACCCUAAUCCGACGCCACUGCCCGGUACGACGUUUAACACAUUGGAUGGAGUGAACGACGUUUCUAUUGACACCUGUAAUCCUGGAGAGAUUGAAGGCUACCGUCUAAUGUCAACGCUACUGGAGGACAAGAACGCUGCCGUCACUGGAUCCGGGGGCGAGACCAAUAAGCCUUCGGUUUCUCCUGUGUUGUCUCAAUCUAUGCAGCGAAGUACAGGGGCUCCUCACAAGUUGCGGGUCCCGUUUAGGCGCCUUGGUGCGGCGACGAAACCAGAGGCUAUACCUACACCUCCUUAUUCAGUAGCAGCACAAGAUCCCGCUCCUGCUGGACAUGAGGUCUGGGCGGACCCUAAUGUAGGCGUUUUCAGUCCAGCAAUCUACAGUCGGGGACCGUCUGUUUCUGGGAUCCCUGCUAUUUCUGGCGAAUUCAAUCCUGUGGCAGGUCAGAUUGGAAGCGAUUUUUCUGAACCCAACACCACGGUUGCUUCCUCAGAAUCUCCAGCUCCGAGUAUGGGGCCUAUAGAUGAAUUCUAUCAAAAGAGAGCAGAGCGCAAGAAGCGCCAUGAUGAAAUUAUAGGAACGAGCCCUCAUGAAUCAAGCGGUACGUCCCAGGAUAUCCGAUCAAGCCGAGAUGUCUCAAGAGGCAGCGAAUCAUCCGGAGAGGCGACACAGAUUGUCCAAAUACACAGCAGGUCUGAAGAAUGUGGUGAUGGUUUCCACCGCAAGCAGCUUUUAACACAACCAGACGACAAUAGCAGUGAGACCAACACGAAUGGAGAGGAUCUUGGUAGGAACUCCAAGAUGAUCAACGUACCUAAGACGAGAAGUCGUCUUCCAGAUGAACUGUAUUACCACGGAUGGAAUUUGGCUACUGGUCAGCUGGAAACCCAAUUGCCUAAAGCGCAAGAAUCGCUAGCUGCUUGCCGUAGAAGACUAAAGCAUAUGCUGUUGCAUCAGCACCCUUUCUAUCAGGAAGACAAACUCGGUCUUGAUCAAAGCCUCGACUCACUUGAAAGGUACCACAGCUGUGUUGAGAUCGAGCAGCAAGCUACUUUGUGGAACGCCUUAGAUAUCAUCAAGGUGUUCAGACUAUCCCAGUUACGCAAGCAGCAACUCACACAGCGGAACCAACUGGACCAGACGUAUGGCGGCCUCCUAGAGGGUGAUUUUGCCGAUAUGUCGCUGCGGCUACUAAUGGAAACCAAAGAACCCUCGGAGGAGACCAUUGCUCGCACCAGGUCAUUGCUUAAAGAGGCCACGUACCAUGCUAUCCAGUGGACAGGAGCCGAAAUCCGUUCUCUGGCAAUGUUGCCACAGACAACCCUGGAUGAGCUCCUUGGUCUGGCAAAAUCUCCAUGUGGUGACGUUGCUCCACAUGCAAGUUCCAGUGGACCUCCACAGCAAUUUCUUAAAAGGUCACCGACACCUUGGCCAAUAUUUGUACAGAAAUCCAGCACACCUCAAAUCGUUCGGCCUUCUGUAUUCGAUCCAUCGACCGACAGUGCACAGGCUCAACCUCUAUACGAUUCCAUCAACCCAGAGAACAUUAAAAUGACAAAGGACAGUGAGGGAAUCCGAAGUGCUCCCUACAGAAACAACAAUCCACAUGAACAUCCACUCAGUCGCGAACAAGGACCGAAACAAGAUACCUACCCAACCACUUCAUUCGAAGAAUGGCAGGAGCAGGGAUUCAAUCAUCUCUCAUUAGCUGCCAAGGAGCUGACAGACCCAAACCUUUAUGAGAAAGCAUCCAUGACCUUGGAACAAUAUCUCGAUCUUACGGACUACUGCUCUCCGAGGCCCAGACCUUACAAGCCCCUCUGGGCAUCCCUGAAGGAUGAGGAAGUAAGCGAAGAAGAGCGCGGCAUGAAGCGCAGGACGUUGCGCUGCACCUAUGUUGCACGUCUGCAGGGCGAGGCUAUGCGCGCCAAGCUUGACCCAACUACACCAGAAGGCUACGUCGUCCCGGAGUUCUAUGUCGGUGGGAAUGGGCGCGUUGAGCGUGCUUGGACGGUCAAGAAGGGCGGAGCGUGGGUCACGGUGAAGGAGCGCCCGGAAAAGGUGGUUUCCGAUGAAGCCGCGGACGAGACUGAGACGGAGAACUGAGUGAAUGCGGAGACGGAGUGCUAUUGGGGUUAGGGGUCUAGUGAGCGUAACACGAAGGUAUGCGUAGUGAGCUAUAACAUUGUGGGCUUGCGGAAGCAGGCGCUUUGGGUUGGGUUAGAAGGUGGGUUAUGCGGUAUUCAUGGGAUGGGUUCAGCAUGAAAUAAUGG
Molecule: messenger RNA, 2885 nt
Organism: Aplosporella prunicola CBS 121167
Lineage: Eukaryota; Fungi; Ascomycota; Dothideomycetes; Botryosphaeriales; Aplosporellaceae
Exons: 2
Coding region: 1-2718 (905 amino acids)
Source: RefSeq, a predicted model, not a curated record